Linum tenue is the source of this 2796-nucleotide messenger RNA. Lineage: Eukaryota; Viridiplantae; Streptophyta; Magnoliopsida; Malpighiales; Linaceae. The record is from the annotation of a GenBank genome assembly.
AUGGACUGCUUGGCCCAGAAACUGGACUCACUGCUACAAAGCGAAGCUGCCAUGUUUGAAGAAGCACGAAAUGAAGUCGAAGAGAUCAAGGCCGAGCUGGCUGCCAUGAAGUCAUUUCUGGAGGAUUCCGAGGAUCCAAAAGCUACCCACUCCAAAUCCAAGCAAACCCAUGUCGCCCAAGUCAGGGAUUUGGUCUACGAUGUCGAAGACAUCGUCGACGAGUUCAUCCACCACCGUAGCAAGUGGCAGAGCAGCAGCCUUGGUACCUUCUCCGGCUAUCUCCGGACGGCUCUCUUCUUCCCUCUCCUCUUCUGGGAGAGGAGACAAAUUGCCGCCAAGCUCAAGGAAAUCACUUCUUUGAUCAAAGCAAUUCCUGAGAGAAAUCAACGGUAUCAGCAAGCACUAGAUGAUGAUCAUCGAGCAGCGAGGAACACGGCCGUGUUCAAUGCAGAGUCGGCUCUGUUUCUGAAAGAGGAAGAACUCGUCGGAAUCGAACCAUUUCAGAAACUGAUGGUUGAAUGGCUCACUGGCGGUGAUAAUCCCCGGCGGAAGACUAUCUCGGUGGUGGGGAUGGGUGGCUCCGGUAAGACCACUCUGGUUGCCAAUGUGUUCAAUUCUCCCGCCGUGAAACGCUGCUUUGACUGUGCUGCUUGGAUUACUGUCUCUCAGUCAUUUGCUAUCGAGGAUUUGUUGAGAAGCUUGAUCAAGGAAUUCGGGAUUCGCAAAAUGGAGCAAUUGAGCAGGAUGGGGUAUCGUGAGCUCAUCGAGAUGCUCGUGGAGUAUUUGGAACGAAAGAGGUAUCUAGUUGUGCUUGAUGAUGUCUGGAAUGCUAAUGUUUGGAGUCAUAUCAAAGUGUGGCUUCCGGAUGAAAAAAAUGGAAGCAGUGUCAUCGUUACGACUCGAAUUCAUGACAUCGCUAUGUACUCGUCUUCCUCUGAAGAUGGAAACAAUGUUUACAAUGUGAAGCCGCUGGAUAAGAACAAAGCAAUGGAGUUGUUCUGCAUCAGAGCUUUCUCCUCCAAGAAAUGUCCUCUUCACCUUCAGAGUCUAGCUGCUGACAUUGUGGAGAAAUGUCAAGGCUUGCCCCUUGCAAUUGUGUCGCUGGCCGGUCUGUUAUCGACGAAAAGAUGUUCGGUAGCUGACUGGACGAUGGUUCAGAAGAAUCUGCAGUGGGAGCUGAGCAACAACCAGAUCCUUCAGCCGAUUGGAAGCAUUCUUCUAUUGAGCUACUACGAUCUUCCUUACCGACUAAGGCGCUGCUUUCUUUACUGUUGCUUGUUCCCAGAGGACUACAAGAUAUGGUGUGGCAGGCUAACAAGAUUGUGGAUGGCAGAAGGGUUUGUGGAGGAUGAACAAGCCAAUGGCGUAACACCGGAGGAGGUUGCUAAGCGUUACCUUAUGGAAUUGAUCGGUCGAAACUUGCUUCAGUUUGUGGAUUCAGAAUUGUCUGUGAAUGACAGAAUGUGCAAGAUGCAUGACAUGUACCGGGAGGUCGGGCUUACAAUAGCAAGCCAAGAGAAGCUUUUCUUCAUCUGUGAUGUUGGAAACCCUGCAGCUGUGUCCAAUGAAGACGACGCAGAACAUCAUCAUCACCGUCUAUCAAUUCACCGAGCGAGUAAGAUUCAUAAACAAGACGUGCUGAGAUUGAUCGAUGGUAUGUCACGCAUUCGCUCUCUCUUCAUAUUCCCUAGCAAUGGAUGCUGUCAUUUCUCUUUGAGUGAACUGGAUUGCACGCAAUUGAGAAAGCUUAGAGUGUUGGAUUUCGAAGAAGCUCCGAUCGAGGAAUUACCUGACCACAUUGACAGUUUGUUCAAUUUGAGGUUCUUGAACUUGUUUGCCACUCCAGUGAAAAGGUUGCCCAGCUCAAUCGCAAGGUUACAAAACCUUCAAACUCUAGAUGUAGUGGGCACAAAAAUUCAAGCUCUCCCCAAAGAGGUCACUGAGUUGCAGAAACUGCGCCACUUGUUUACUGGCUACUCCAAACGAACAACGGCAAGAGAUUGUGAUGGGCUACACGGCAUCAAACUUUCUGCGGGAUCAGACAUCGGCACAAUGAAGAACUUACAGUCCCUACGUUUGGUAGAAGCAAGUGGACAUCUGGUGAAGCAGCUGAGAUUCAUGACGCAACUCGUAGUACUCGGAAUAACCAACCUCAAGGGGCAAGCUCAAAUGAACGACUUGUGUUGUUCUCUUAAGAACAUGAGUCUGCUGCAACGGCUAACAAUUGGCACUGGCAAUGAUGUGGAGAUCCUUCGAUUGGAUCGACUUGGUCGAUCUCCUCCACUGCCACGCCUUCAAUACCUGAGCCUGUUCGGGAAACUGGAGAAGUUUCCACGGUGGAUUUGCUCUCUUCCAAGCCUCGUCGACCUGCAGAUGCAUCGUAGUUGCCUGCCCGUGGAAGAGGAUCCGCUGAAACAUCUGCAUCAGUUGCCGAGUUUGAGCAGCAUUUUCCUGAACAAUGCAUGCCAAGGGACGAAACUGGUUUUCCCAGUAGGGUUUGCCAAUCUCAAAACAAUGGCACUCAAGAAUUUUCCAGGACUCAAGAGCAUGACAAUAGCAGAUGGAGCUAUGCCUGGCAUCAAAAUACUGCAGGUUUCUAGUUGCAUGAAUCUGAAGACUGUACCACAAGGUAUUCAACAUCUGAACGAACUCGAGCAAUUGAGACUUGACAUUGUCCCCGCGGAGCUUGUAGAGAGCAUUUGUGGACCGGAUCGACGCUACGUUCAACACAUCCCUCUCGUCAGAUGUCAUUACUACUCAUCAUCUGGGAAAUACAUUCGCAAGAACUUGUUCUAG